Nematocida homosporus is the source of this 1155-nucleotide messenger RNA. RefSeq lists its product as uncharacterized. NCBI's taxonomy places the organism in Eukaryota, Fungi, Microsporidia. The record is from RefSeq and is a predicted model, not a curated record. The transcript has a single exon. The coding region runs from base 1 to 1155 and encodes 384 amino acids.
AUGGAGCGCUGUCGUGUUUGUGGUCUUCCUGUGACCAAAAAGGACGAUUUACUGAUUUGUCCGAGCGGCCAUGCUCUGCAGAUUGCUGAGGAAUUUAAAGAUGCUACUGAGAUUGCUCCCAAGGGUGAAUUGGACAGGUGUGUUAGGAAGAUACCCAAACGGAAAUACGAUCUUGGGUUAGAAGAGACUAUGAUGAAAAUUGGUUUGGAUUAUCUCUACGCCAUACUUAAACAAUGCGGGGUUCCUUGUUCAUUUGUAGAGAGGUAUGCUUCGUUGAUUUAUACGGUCUUAGGGAAUAUAACGGUUGAGAAAGAGGCUGUUGUUUGGUCGUGUUUUAAACGGGUGCUAGAAGUUUUGGGGUUUUUGAUUAAGCGUGAGUAUGAGUUGAAAAGGAAUAACUAUUAUACGAUCUUGGAUUUCAAACGCAAACUUCGUUAUGAUAGACACUUAUGGCGGUUUUUUAAGCGGGCUAUGAAUAGGUUGCGCUAUCGGUUUUUUGCGGUGGCUUGGACGGAGACAGCGUGGAGGUGCAUUUCUUUGACGUAUGUAAUAAGGUUGCUGCAUCGGUGCUUUCCGGGCCGGCUGGAGUUUUUGCAUGGGGUGGAUGGACCGCUGACUCGAGUUGGUUUAGAGAGUUUUUGUUCACUACUAGGUCUGACUAUCACUGCGCAAAUGGAAGCGGCCUUUGAGUGGUUUAUAGAGAACGUUAGGCUGACUGAGUUUCGGCAAACAUAUUCUUUUGUCUUUGCUGAUUACUUGUAUGGCGUGUUUCUGUAUCUGUACUAUUUACAACUGUGUAAGCUGGAAUUGAUUGAUGGAGAGAUCUGGGUGGUGGAAAGACCGACUGGGCCUAAUAAGACUUUGGUUGUCCAGGAGUUUUGCUGCCGGGAAUUGACGUUCUUUAACUUUAAGCAGCUCAGUUAUUAUGAGCGGUGUAUGCAGGACUGUUCUGGCAGUGAACGGCCAUUCUGGAAUCCUCUUGAGUAUCCGGCGGCCCCGUUUGGGUACGAGAAGAUAACUCGGUUUAGUCAUUCGGAGGUUUCCAUCAGAAUUGUCUGUCGGAUUGUGCAAGUUGUAGGUGUUCCCCAGCGCCUGCUUUUUGAUAUGACCAACCGACUGCUUAUCCGAUACACUAAAAUCAAAAGGCAUAUCUAA